This is a messenger RNA of Corticium candelabrum, 658 nucleotides long. Its product is annotated as acetoacetyl-CoA synthetase-like. The record is from RefSeq and is a predicted model, not a curated record. Lineage: Eukaryota; Metazoa; Porifera; Homoscleromorpha; Homosclerophorida; Plakinidae. The transcript has 4 exons. Gene Ontology annotation, molecular function: acetoacetate-CoA ligase activity. Bases 19 to 372 code for a protein of 117 amino acids.
CUUCGACCAGAUCGUCUAAUGAGCAUUGAAAUGGAAACUUUUCCUGAAGUUCAAGACUCUCCGUGUGUUGCUCAGCUAAUAGAACUAGAGGAGAGAGUUGUUUUGUUUUUGAAAAUGGUUGAAGGACACUCGUUCUCACAAGACUUGGUUAGUCGUGUUAAGGCAGCUAUUCGUACCCAACUGUCAGUUAGGCAUGUCCCUGGUGUUGUUCUGGAGACGACGUCCAUUCCUUACACAGUAAGUGGCAAGAAAGUAGAGGUUGCUGUCAAGCACAUUAUUUCUGGUCAAGAUGUAAGCAAUCGUGGAGCUCUAAUUAAUCCAGAGUCAUUGGACUUGUAUUACAAUAUUCCUGAAUUGACUGUCAGACAGUGAUUGCAUGUGAUAUUGGAUCUGGUCAUCAAUUUUGAAGAAAGAGAGAGGAGAGUUGAGUGCUUUAAGUGUCUAUACUUUUAUUACGAAGUCGAGAACUUGCCUCGUCAGUUUUGUCGAUUGUGAGUCAGACAAACUUAUAUUGACAUACACACAAUGUUUCAGUUUCUAACCAAGAAGUGAGUGUUGACAGGUUGAUUAUCAUGAGCUUAUGAAACAGUAUCUUGCUGCUAAAUUAAUUGUAGAGUUUAUGGUAGAUCAAGCUUAUUGCUCUGUCUUUGCAUACUAG